Iphiclides podalirius (scarce swallowtail) is the source of this 234-nucleotide messenger RNA. Lineage: Eukaryota; Metazoa; Arthropoda; Insecta; Lepidoptera; Papilionidae. The record is from the annotation of a GenBank genome assembly.
AUGUUUGAUUUUCACACUGUGCUCACUAAACCAACCGUGGGCUUCUGUCGUGGCGUGUGCAAUUGUUUCACCACAAUCGCGGAUAUUGGCGGCGCGACGCGAGCGGCCCCACCGGACGGCCGUGAGCGACUGGCCCGACGCAUGCGUAUUCAGCGACGCGUCGCUUCGGCGAAAGCAGCACUCGGGCGCACGUCAACACUAGGUGAUUUCCACAAGGCGGGCAUAUCUAUUUAC